Molecule: messenger RNA, 182 nt
Organism: Racocetra persica
Lineage: Eukaryota; Fungi; Glomeromycota; Glomeromycetes; Diversisporales; Gigasporaceae
Source: the annotation of a GenBank genome assembly
GUAUUAGAAAUCAAGCUUCGUUACACUCAGAAAAUUAUAAGGAUUAUAGUAAUGAAAGUUUACAAGAAAGUUUUUCAGAAGAAAGUCAGCAUGUUAGUAACAACUUUGAAUGCAGUUUCUCUAUAGAUUCGGAUAUAUUGAGUAGCGAAUUAGAUACUUUAAGUAGUAGUCGAAAACUUUGA